UUUUGCUCAGUUUGUUUAAAAUUCAAAAGUGAUUUCAUUCAGAAACAUCGCACAAGUGUCAUAUUCAAAAAUACCGUCUACAAUGAAAUUAAUCUUCGCACCUAUAAUGGUUCUUGUAGCUCUAAGCGCUAUAUCUCAGAUAGAAUCUUUACCUGCACCUACAAUCGGCUUGCUUUCAUAUGGACUACCAUUAGGACUUCCCGUUCAGGAUCAUGGAGACGCAUAUGUCAUUGAUGUUCCUGUGCCUGCAAACCUUGUUGCAGGAGGAGAUGUACUAGCAUUACCUUUAGUUGAAUCUCUUCUUUUAGCUAAUGCUGGGUUGGCUGCACCACCUGCUCUACCGGCAAAUCUUGUUUUGACACUAACUGGUGCAGCAUUAGCACCAUAUUACUAAAUUCAUAAAAGUUCAAUUACUUACAUAUACACAUAUGUAGAUAAUGUCUAGAAGAUGACUCAUUAUAAAAUUAUACUCAGGAAAUUCGAAACAAGUAGUUUAAUUUAAUAAGAAUCAAUUAAUAAAAUUAUACAGGAAAUUA
Eupeodes corollae is the source of this 536-nucleotide messenger RNA. RefSeq lists its product as uncharacterized. The transcript is spliced from 3 exons. Bases 83 to 394 code for a protein of 103 amino acids. The record is from RefSeq and is a predicted model, not a curated record. Lineage: Eukaryota; Metazoa; Arthropoda; Insecta; Diptera; Syrphidae.